Messenger RNA from Capronia coronata CBS 617.96, 1638 nucleotides. RefSeq lists its product as uncharacterized. Bases 1 to 1638 code for a protein of 545 amino acids. The transcript has a single exon. NCBI's taxonomy places the organism in Eukaryota, Fungi, Ascomycota, Eurotiomycetes, Chaetothyriales, Herpotrichiellaceae. The record is from RefSeq and is a predicted model, not a curated record.
AUGGCAGAACAACCCCAGAAUUACAAUUACGCACCCUCUGCACAGGACCAGAAUUCAGCUCCGCCUGGUAACACUAUUGCUAGCACUCAGCCCGCAGCGUCGCUGUCUGCGAACAUGUCUUCCUUCGGCCAGCAAGGUCAAGACCAACCUCAGGGCGCAGGAAAUUCAUAUCCGGUGCCGCCGCCGCCACCGCCGCCACCGCGACCACACCAAGGUCAAGGGACCAGUUCUCCAAUCCCGUUACCGGUACGGCCAGAUACAGGACCGGCGCCGGUAGAGCACGCUUAUGAACCUCCUCCACCGCCUCUUCCGCAGCGGCCUCGGGGGAGUUUGGAUGUUAAGGGGCAGAAUCUUCUUCAACAGCCUCAGCCUCAUGGGGAUCACUUGAGCGAGUAUGCUCAGCAGUAUCCUCCAUCUCAGCCUCCAGCCUAUACACAACAGCCCUCAUCAUAUCAGCCUGCCACCACAGACCAACCACCAUUCCAACCAAACCCUCAAUCACAAUUUCAACCAGGCCAACCACCAUUCCAAUCAAACCUUCAAUCACAAUUUCAACCACCCCCACAGCGUCACAAACAAACCUUUGCCGACAACGAUGACCCUUCCAACCCGAUCCACUAUAUCCGCGAUCCCCACAAGUUGAUCGGGUAUCUGGUACCGUUCCCACAACCCGAUCUACCCAACGUGAAGCCCGAAGACAUUCCCGUACGGUUCAUGAUCUACACGCCACCCCCUCCGCCGCUCCAGAAACCGGCCGAAGGGCAGAAGGAAGGCAAACUGCACAAAGUGCAACGGAAAUGGCAGGAGGAAGUGCGGAGUGCCAAAACCAGCACGGCCAAAACGGCAUCAUGGCAGGGCGUCAAAUCCAAGGCCACCAAAGGCAUCAGCUGGGCCAUGAACAAGACCACAUCCUCCAACCUCGACUUCCUGGGCCGCGUGUCACCGGCACAUUCCGAAGAUGACGGCGAGGACCAGCAAACCCAGACCCACAAGACGGUGGGCGUCGACGAGAUGAUUCUGGUGUAUCCGCCCAGCAUGCCUCUCAACGACCAGCAGAUGCGCGAGGAGUUUGUCAACACCAUGUUGCGGACCAAGUCGAAGGCGCAGCGCGACACCAUCAUCGCCACGGGUCUGAUGCCCGUCGGCUACGGCAUCGACAUCCUGGCCACCUUCAUCUGGCCGUUCGGCGGGCUCGGCGAGAUCGACACCGUCUGGGCAUAUGCGUCCUUCCGCGGCGCCAAAACCGCCCGCAGCGUCACCAAACGUCUGUCAUCCAGCACCAGCGGGUCAGGGACAGGGAAUCACGGCCAGGAUGAUCAGCUGAAAUUGACCUUUACACAUUCGGCCCGCAUUGAAGUCUUGAAGCGAUACCUCGACGCCGAAUGCCACAAGGUCGACGCCAAACUGUUCCCCACCUACACGUCGCGGCCGACCGAGACCGACGUGCUCGAAGUCAUCGGCUGGACCCCCAGCGACAGAGGCGGCGCCGACCAAGAGGACAAAAAUUGGGAGGAUGAGCAGUGGGAGAUGGCCGAGGUCAAGGAUGACUUGAGGAGCGUGUUUAGUAAGGGGGCCCGCGAGUGGAGGAAAUGGUGUUUGUUGCUGGAGAAGAAUCCUGAGAAGGCCAUGAAGAAGUGA